AUGAAAAAGACCGAUUUAUAAUUUGGCAACUUAAAUCAGUUGAAGUAGCACUCUAAUAAUGACAGAUACUACACUGGGCAGCAUGAAAUAGAGCAGCCACAUAUUGUCAAUAAUGAUACUAAUUCUUCAAAAAUAUAAUCAUAGCAGUAACAGUAUUUGCCUGAUAUCAUUGAGCUCCCUGAUCUUAACAUUCCGAUUAAUAAAACUUCGAGAUAUGGAAUAGGAAAGCCUAAAUUGAAUUUGAGACCGCCAAAUCUAAAUUUACUGAACUCUACGCUGUUUUCCCCAGAAAAUUUAAUGAGAAUCACUAAUAGGCCAAAGACUAAGACCAAAAUAGAACAUACACCGACAAGUAAAAUAGUAAAUUAAUCUCUAGAUCUGCGAAAAUAAAUUAGGAAACUCAACAAGAGUAUCAAUAUUUCUGGAAUAAGUAAUGUUGACGACAUGCUGAAUGCUUACCAAAUUGCUGGAUUUGAUAAGCUUGGCAUUAAUGUCUAAAAUCUCAUCAAAAAAAGAAAAACUAGGAAUAGUCCUCGUAAAAUGGAUGAGUAGACUUAUAAUAGUGUUGGAAUCAAGAACAAAGGUAUAAGUUAAGAAGUAAUAUCACGGUAUCUAAAUCAAGAUACCACUUUGGUAGAGCAAGAAAACAGCAGUUCAUAAUAAGACUCACUCUCAAAGCAGUAUCCGAAUCUAAAGUCAAACUUAUUUUCUUCGAGAGUUAUCGAGAAUGAACUUGAAAAAAGAAGGACAAUUAAUGAUUUCAGUGCAACUACCUCACUAACGCCAUUUGAAUAAUCAGGCAGAUAUAUAUCAGAUAAAACAAGAGUAGAUUCUAUUUCUCCAACAAACCUGAUGCAGCACAUCAAUAUUUAAAACAUGUAAAAGAAAAGACGCCAAUAUAAGUUCAUUAACAGCUCAAUUGACUAUCACUAAAUUCCUAGAAACUUAAUAACUCUUUAAAUGACCGAUCAAAGAGAUUAGCUAUCUCGAACAAAGAUGCAAUAACAAACUUCAACAAAAGAAAACCUUUUCUAAACAAGAAACAAUGAGAUAAUAGAGUAAUUGAGUACUGAUUUGCAAAAGAAGUAGGAACUAAUUGAAAGACUUUCAAAUGAGAAUGAAAGACUAUAGAUGAGGAUUAAUAAGAUGCAGCUAUAAAUAGACUAGAAUAAAACACAAAGUGAAAGAAAUGUAAGCAAUUACCACUAAAACUAUAUUUUUAGGGAUUUGACUUAGAUAGAAUUAUCAAAAUGGCAAAUCAGUUAGAGGAUCAAGAAGACUUACUAUCACAAGCUAUAUAAGAAAGUCUAAUUGAAAGAAUUGAUUGCUUUGCAUUUUUUUAGAGAGUAUAAAUCCUUGAUGCUGAAUUAAAGAACCAAUAAAUACGCCAUGACCUUUCAUCAUAGCAUUAAGAUACCAAAAUCAAACUUGUACUAUAAAUCUCAUUUACAUUUUUAUAUCUAGUUAGAAGAUGCUUUAACCAAAAGGAAUCAUGAUUUUGACUUCGCUGAAGAUAACAAUAGAUAACUGCUAUCACUAUUAGAAAAAUAUGACUUAAAACUUGAUGAGUUAUAGGAGGAGAAUGAGAUAAAAGAGAUGAAGCUAUAUGAAUAUGAAGCUAAGGUAAAUCCUAAUAUAAUGAAUUCAACUCAGACAUCUAAAAAGCAAGAGAUGAAUCAGGUCUUAGCUGAUUACCCAUAAAUAAAUUCAAGUGAAAGCAUGUAGCUGGUGCUGAAGAUUGAUUAGAUUGAUUCUAAGAUAGAAUUUAUUAUGAAGGUUUUGAAUAGAAUUAGAGAAGUACAUUGUAAUAAUCCUUAGAAAUAUUAGAAUUAGAAUCAAAAAUAAAAAUAGUAAAGGGAGCUUGACAUUGAAACUUCUGAAAAAUUAGUCUCAGAAUUGUUUAAUAAAAUCAGACUAUUUGAAAGAGGAGGGAAGAUCUAAUUUCCAGACAAGACAGGAGGAGUUCUUACUCCUUAGGAAAUGAACUAAAUAUAAAUUGUUAUGACCGACAAUGAGGACGAGCAAUACACAGUGCUAAUAAAUGAAAGUUAGCUUCUUAACAAACUGAAGGAUACCAAAAUAUCCGAAUCAUCUUUGCUUGUUGAAAAACUCAGACCAUAUGAUAGCAGUAAAUUCUGA
Messenger RNA from Stylonychia lemnae, 2139 nucleotides. The record is from the annotation of a GenBank genome assembly. Lineage: Eukaryota; Ciliophora; Spirotrichea; Sporadotrichida; Oxytrichidae.